AUGGUAGCAGUAAGAGCAAGACCAUUAAACUAAAGAGAAUAAGAAUAUAAUGAAUAUGAAAUAAUAAGAAUAUUAGAUUAAAGACUUGUAGUAUUAAUAGAUCCUGGUUAUGAAUUCAAUUAAAAUGAUGUAUUACGUAAAAACCGAAACAAAGAAACCUAAUAUGCAUUUGAUUUUGCAUUCUGUAAAAAUGAAGGACAAGUAGAAGUUUUCCAAAAAACCUCCUAUUUUUUAUUAGAUGGAGUUUUAGAAGGUUUUAAUGCAACAGUUUUUGCUUACGGAGCUACAGGUGCUGGAAAAACAUACACAAUGGUCGGCUAUGGAGAUAAUAUAGGAAUAAUGUCUCGAACAAUGAAUUAAUUAUUUAAUUUAAUUGAAAAAAACUCCUAAAAUAAUGAGUAUAAAAUAAUGGUAUCUUAUUUAGAAAUAUAUAAUGAAACAAUAAAAGAUUUAUUAAAUUCCGAAAAUAAAAACUUAGAUUUAAGAGAAGAUCCAAAUUAAGGUGUAAUAAUAGCAGGAAUAACAAAUGUUUAAUGUAAAAAUACUUAAAAUAUAAUGGCUUUGUUAAAAAUAGGAAAUAAAAAUAGAAGUCAAGAUUCUACAAAUGCAAAUGAAUUUUCUUCAAGAUCUCAUGCUAUUUUAUAAGUUGAAGUUUAAAUUAAAGAAAAAGGACAAGCCAUCCAAUAAUAAGUAAAAUUCUCGAAAUUGAGUAUGGUUGAUUUAGCUGGAAGUGAGAGAGCAGCAAACACUUAAAAUAAAGGAAUUAGAAUGAUUGAAGGAGCAAAAAUUAACUAGUCUUUACUUUGUUUAGGGAAUUGUAUAUAAGCACUUUCAGAAAUUUAAGAAAAAGGAAAAUAAAAUUAAUUUGUACCGUAUAGAGGAAGAUUCUUUAGGUGGUAAUUGUAGAACUGUAAUGAUUGCUAAUAUAUCACCUAGUGUACUUAGCUUUGA
Ichthyophthirius multifiliis is the source of this 951-nucleotide messenger RNA. Its product is annotated as kinesin motor domain protein. Gene Ontology annotation, molecular function: microtubule motor activity; ATP binding; microtubule binding. Gene Ontology annotation, biological process: microtubule-based movement. The transcript has 6 exons. NCBI's taxonomy places the organism in Eukaryota, Ciliophora, Oligohymenophorea, Hymenostomatida. The record is from RefSeq and is a predicted model, not a curated record.